Messenger RNA from Fusarium vanettenii 77-13-4, 363 nucleotides. RefSeq lists its product as uncharacterized. The coding region runs from base 1 to 363 and encodes 120 amino acids. The transcript has a single exon. The record is from RefSeq and is a predicted model, not a curated record. NCBI's taxonomy places the organism in Eukaryota, Fungi, Ascomycota, Sordariomycetes, Hypocreales, Nectriaceae.
AUGGCAGCUUUCGCUGCCUGUCGCUUCCCCAGCUUGGAGGUGAUGGAGCUGUGGUAUGGCAGGCGAGGAGAGGCGUGCCUGCUUCGUUUUAGUAGAAGUCAUGACGGCAUCUUCAAGAUCUUCCGUGCUGGCACAUGGGAACUGCCACUGCCUCCUGAUGUCAUGGAAGCAUGGAACAGACUUUCCGAAUUGCGUGGAGGGAAAGAACUGAUGGCGAGUGAUCCCGAGCGAAUUGACCGUGAACUCAUACGGUCUCACGGCGAUGCUAUUCACCACUUGGGGCUCGUUUCGGAUGUUCUUCAUCCUGUAUCGUUGCGGCAGAUCAGGAGAGAGGCACAAUGCUAUGGCCCGAGCUGGAGAUAA